Peronospora matthiolae is the source of this 285-nucleotide messenger RNA. The record is from the annotation of a GenBank genome assembly. NCBI's taxonomy places the organism in Eukaryota, Oomycota, Peronosporomycetes, Peronosporales, Peronosporaceae.
AUGAUGCUGCUGCACAUGAACGCGGACUACCAUCAUGUGCUGGACAACUGCGAGGAAGCCUGGGUUGCGUGGACAAGUCUGAAGACGCUGUACGGUGGAUCGCAGAAGGCAGGACGCACCUUUCUCAAGCGGCAACUUUUCAGCACCAAGAUGGAUGAUGGCGCGAACGUCAUGCACCACUGCAACGAGGUCAUCAACGUCUCCGCUAAGCUUAGCGGCAUCGGUGCGAAGAUGGAAGAAGAAGACGUUGCAAUCUGUCUGCUGCUUAGUCUUUUAAAGAGCUAG